AUGCGGCGAAAUUUUGAAGGGGGCUCCGUGGAUUCGAACUUCGGAAAGGAUUCACAGGGAUUUGUCAGUCCGCAGCCAAAAUACAGCUGUUUGCUUUACACAGCCGCACUACAUCAACUAAUCCACACAUCCGCACUUGCGUUGUCUGCUGUGAUCUCCUUCACGUCUUGCGCACACACGCACGGGUGGAGCCUGUGGCGAAGCGACCGAGAGCUGCCAGGAAUUUACCCGCGUUAGAACGAAAGAGCGGUGCUGCUAUCCCUGUGCCUGCUGCUGCUGCCGCAUCAAACAAAAGAUGGUUGGCCUCGUCCCACGAGGCCUUCCUGCUGGCGGCUGAUCGUCUCGCUCUCGCAGCAAGCAGACCAGAGGACCUCUCUCAAGCAAAAGAGAGCACUACAAAGGAGCUGGCGAGCGUCCUACGAAGCCUCUUCUCCAUAUGUAGCGAGGAAGUAUGAGGCCCAAUGGAAGCCAUUCGGGCCUCUGGAAACAAGAAAAGGCGGGGCCAAGAAGCAGACUUCUUGGAACGUGAGGGGGGGGCGCUUAUGCCGAUUGGCUGCUGAGCCUUCAGAAAUGAGCCAGGCGGAUCGAAAACGGUCACGCUCGCCGAAGAAGGCCGUCAGGCGGAAAGCCAGACGACAGGCGGAAUUUCCAAGGUGCCAAGAACGUCACCACCGCCACAGGGGGCGAGGAAUCAAGUGGGCGGGAAUUCAGCACCUUUGCGAUGUUCUUCAGUCAGCUUCAGGAAUCCGUGACAGCGAGUGUCAAGUCGGCAGGGAACGGCAUGGAAGGAGAUGCCAAGACACAAGCAAGAAAGCCGCUCAACUGAGGGUCGAGGCACGCCUCCGGCGGGGUCAACAUGGGUCAUAUCCCAGCGGCACGUUUUGGCGCACCGUUUGAAGUCAGGAACCGUGUAUCGCUUGACAGACAUGUUGCUAGCGUGAAGGGGAUCGACAUUCACGGAAGCUGGACAUCGGGUCGGCGAUGGUACCUUGAUCAAUACUAGAAGUAGUUGUCUACCCCGAGGCGCCAGGCACGUGACGGGUUUUCCAUUGACUUCGUCCUUCAUGUCUUUGAGGUGGGCAGCCGUGUAGCCUUGCUUGCGGCAGACGUGGAAUCCUUCAGCAAGGUGGACGAAGAGGACGUGAAGCCGGUGUUCGAUUCCAUAGAGUUCGUUACGUGCACCGUUGGCUUCGUUCCGGUGACACUUGAAGCACUCCGUGGGUUCUUCCUAGCCUCCAGGCCUCGGGUUCUGGGAUACAUGAUCCCGUACGAAACUAGUCAGGCGCAGAUCCCGACGCCUUCCAGUUUCGACCAACCGACGCCGUGUGUGUCGACGCCGUGUUUGUGGUUUAUUUCCUUUAAGCUGCCCAUCCAACACUAUCUCCAAAUUGAUUCCACUUUUUUUUUCCG
This is a messenger RNA of Ectocarpus sp. CCAP 1310/34, 1410 nucleotides long. The record is from the annotation of a GenBank genome assembly. Lineage: Eukaryota; Phaeophyceae; Ectocarpales; Ectocarpaceae.